UGCAUGUGCCUCAAUCUAAACACCUUGGAUUCCAUGGGAUUUCUCUCUUUCUUCUCUUUUCUUUCAUAGCUUUUUCAUUAUAAUUUCAAUUAUUUGUAGGGACCGAGACUGACAAAUUUUGCCCAAGUUGAUGUAAUUGUGCAGAGCACCAAAGUGUCAUCAUCGCAACUUUGUCUCCAUCCCACCAAUCAACAUUAUUUUCAUUUAAUUAUACUACUUGCUGGGUGUGGAUGGGAAUAUCUAUAAAAAUUCUUAGUCUCCGCCAGUUUGGAUCCACAACUGUGUCUCCUCUUGUUCCAAUCGUUUUCAUUUUAGUCCACCUCUUGCAAUAACCAAACACUUUUGCUUGAUUUCAGUUUGAACCGGCAAUGGCCGAAGCAAUUGCAUUCGACCUCGCUGUAGAGCUUAUUACUAAAUUGAGCUCCUUUACUCUCUCUCAAAUUGGACUGUGUUGGAAUGUCAAAGAUGACCUUGACGACCUCAAAAGCACCGUCUCCACAAUCAAAGCUGUGCUUCUUGACGCAGAACAGCGAUCUGUGACCAGCCAUCUCGUCAAAGAUUGGCUUGAAAAGCUGAAAGAUGUACUUUAUGAUGCCGACGACCUGCUCGAUGAUUUCUCUACCGAAGCUUUGCGGAAAGAUCUAUUGGGUGGGAACAAGUUGACGAAAGAGCUUGAAGAAUUGCCGAAGAAGAUUGAAAAAUUGGUGAAUCUUACCCAUCUGUCGUGUAGUGAUUGUGUUAGUUUAACUCAUAUGCCACGUGGAAUAGGGAAGCUGACUUCCCUUGAGACGUUAAGCAUGUUUGCAGUGGAUAAAGAUGGCUCACAUGACGGUGCAGAUCUAAGUGAAUUGAGUGGGCUUAACAACUUAAGGGGACAGCUAGAAAUAACAAAUUUGGGAUUCGUAAAAAAUGCAAAAGAGAAGUUUAAAGCGGCUAAUUUGAAAGAGAAGCAACAUUUGAGAUUGUUGGUUUUAGUAUGGAAUGAUGAUGAUGAUGAUGAUAAUGAUGAUGAUGAUGAUGAUAAUGAUGAUGGUAAUGAUGAUGAUGAUGACGACGACAAGUCACUUGAAGACCUCCGGCCCCAUCCCAAUCUCAAGGAGCUCUUUAUUGGAGGAUGGAGGGGUGAUGCCAAGUUUCCAAGUUGGCUUUCUUUGCUCACAAAUCUUACCGUGAUUAGAAUAUGGGGUCCUAGUAAUUUCAAACAAAUCCCGUCCUUUGCGCAAUUGCCUUGUCUUCAAAAGCUGUCAAUUGUUGAUUUAACUGAGCUGGAGUACAUGGACGAUAAUAGCCCAAAAGGAAGUCAGGGAGAACCGGAAUCAUUCUUCCCAUCGCUCAAGUCUCUUUGCCUCGAGAAUUGCCCAAAUAUGAAGAGUUGGUGGAGGAAAAGGUCCAUUGAUGAUGAUAACGAGGAUGACACAACAGUUAUAGGAACAUCAACCAUGGCAUUUCCUUGUCUUUCCUCUUUAGAAAUUGUAAAUUGCCCUUUGACUUCAAUGCCAUUGUAUCCUUCACUCGAUAAUGAUCUAAGGUUGGUGAGGAGCAGUUCAAGGCCGUUAAAGCAGACCAUGAAGAUGAACAUCACUAGUACGACCCCAUCAACUUCAACAUCUUCUCUUCCUCUCUCCAAAUUGAAAUCUUUCCAUGUACACAAAAUUGAGGGAUUGGGCACUCACAUGCUAGAUGAGUACUUGAAACAUUUCACCGGCCUCAAAAAAUUGACAAUAGGAGAUUGCAAGGAGGUUGAUUUAGAGGGCAUGCAAUGGGAAGCCCUUAAGAAUCUCUCUCAUUUGGAGAUUAUUAAUAUUCCACAGCUGGUGUCUCUCCCCCUUGGGCUUCAACAUCUUGUUCAAUUGAAAAGAUUAGAAAUUUGGAAUUGCAGCGGAUUGAGGUCACUCUUUCCUGUGUUCCAACAUCUCACUUUCCUUGAAGUGCUUGUAGUAACGAAGUGCAAGGAGCUGGAUCUAUCAGCAGCUGGCUUCCAAAUAUUCCAAGACCAUACAAGACUACGCUCCCUAUCACUGGAAAAUAUUCCAAAGUGUGGACAUCUUCCAGAGUGGAUUCAACAUCUAACAAAUCUGCAAAUUCUUUCUCUUGUUGAUUGGCCCAAUCUAACGUCGCUUCCGGAUGAGAUGCGCUGCCUAACCAAUUUGCAACAGUUAAAUAUACAUGAGGUUCCUCAGUUGGAAGAAAGGUGUCAGAAGGACAUUGGUGCCGAUUGGUAUAAGAUUGCUCACAUUCCUUCAGUAACCCAUUGGUCUAGUGCUGGAUAUUUGUGAAAGGCAUUUGACAACUUUAAGAAAUUAGAUGCAGAAAAAGAGGUGCAUGAGUUGAAUGGAAGAGCCAAAAAACAGGACAUGCAUUCUUCUUCAGCUGACCUGUCCAUGAUGUUGGCUCUCUUCUUCGGCAGAGCAUAGCAUAUAUUACAAGCAGCAAAGCCCAUACUUUCAACUACGAUUUUUUCAUCUGCCAAAAUAUUCCAACUGAAGAAAAAUGGUAAUAUAUGGUUCCCAUGCUAUUGACAGAUUCUUGGAGUCGUGCUGGAGAGAGCUUAAACACGCAAUGUGGUUGUCAAGUAAGUAGAUUGAAUAGGGGGUAGGGGUUAAGGGUUGAUGAAAAUGGAGGGGGAAGUGGGGGAUAUUUCACAAUAUUCUUUGAUGCAGGGCACCCCUUUUAGCCGUUUGAAUUUUGAAGGUUAAAUCAUGGAAGGAUCUUGCUUCAGAAUAUUUGGUGGUGAGGAUGAGGUUGAUGCUCUAUGUUUGGGAAUGGGAAUUUGUUACUAUUACAAAUGAGGAUGCCCUAUGUUUGGCCCUUUGUUGAACUUGAACUGGAAAAGCAUGGAAAAUGGCCAUUCAUGCACAUAAAUGAAGUUCUGUUUAGCAACAGUUCAUUGUUGCUUUUGGAACAGUCUCGUUGUUGAAGCAUGAUAAUUGUCGGAGAUAUUGCAUUUGGAAAUUUAUUGUUCCACUUUACACGGAGCUUAUGAAGAGUUUGACCAAUCCUGGAGCUUAUAUAUAGAUGAUUUAUUUCAUGGAUGAUGUGUGAAUUUAAAGAAGCACACAUGUUCAUAAUAGGAACUAUUAUUGAGUGCCAUUGUUAUACACUAUCUGGAUGUUGAUUUUCACUUGCAUAGCUAAAAUGAGUUGGAAGAAAAGUUAAUUAUAUAAAGGUGAGGUUGCAUCAAGUGUUUGAGGGGUAAAGCUUAAAUCACUUCUUUGUACUAUAAAGUUUAUAGUGUAUUCAUCUCUGAGCAAAGCCUUGCUUCUGAACUGCAUAAA
Gossypium arboreum is the source of this 3275-nucleotide messenger RNA. Its product is annotated as putative disease resistance protein RGA3. NCBI's taxonomy places the organism in Eukaryota, Viridiplantae, Streptophyta, Magnoliopsida, Malvales, Malvaceae. The transcript is spliced from 6 exons. The record is from RefSeq and is a predicted model, not a curated record. Bases 369 to 2276 code for a protein of 635 amino acids.